Molecule: messenger RNA, 2688 nt
Organism: Dovyalis caffra
Lineage: Eukaryota; Viridiplantae; Streptophyta; Magnoliopsida; Malpighiales; Salicaceae
Source: the annotation of a GenBank genome assembly
AUGAAAUCCUCAGCGAUUAGGGUUUUCUUGAUCUGUUUCUUAUUAGUCACCCCUUCCAUUCAUGGAGAGGAAUCCGGCACGAAUAAAUUUCGAGCCCGAGAAGCUACCGAUGAUGCUCUUGGUUACCCUGAAAUAGAUGAGGAUGCGUUGUUGAAUACACAGUGCCCUAGAAAUUUAGAGCUGAGAUGGCAAACUGAAGUGAGUUCUAGCGUUUACGCUUCUCCAUUGAUUGCCGAUAUCAAUAGUGAUGGAAAACUUGAUAUCGUGGUUCCUUCUUUUGUUCACUAUCUUGAAGUUCUAGAAGGUUCUGAUGGAGACAAAAUGCCCGGUUGGCCUGCAUUCCAUCAGUCAACGGUGCAUGCGAGUCCUCUCCUGUAUGAUAUUGACAAGGAUGGCGUGAGGGAGAUUGCUUUGGCUACCUACAAUGGUGAAGUUCUCUUUUUCAGGGUGUCAGGAUACAUGAUGACUGAUAAACUGGAAAUACCCCGUAGGAGAGUUAAAAAGAAUUGGUAUGUGGGUCUGGAUCCAGAUCCUGUGGAUCGUUCUCAUCCAGAUGUUCAUGAUGAACAACUUGUCUUGGAGGCUGCUGAGAAGAAAUCAGUGUCUCACACAACUGGAAGUGCACAUCAAAAUACACCUGAAACAGACCCUUCGAUUUCUACAUCAACAGAAAAUAGCCAUCCGGCAAUUGCAUCCAUUGAGACUGAAAAGAAAAUGAACGACAAUCAAACAGAAACAAUUAUCAAACUGCCCUUGCAUGUGGAUAAUUCUUCUCUAGGUUCUGGGUCAAAUGGAACCGAUAAAGCUGAGAGUGGAACCAAUAAUGCACAGAAUGGAACCAAUACAAUAGAGAAGGGAACCAAUGAUGCACAGAAUGGAACCAAUACAGUAGAGAAGGGAACCAAUAAUGCACAGAAUGGAACCAAUACGGUAGAGAAGGAAACCAAUAAUGCACAGAAUGGAACAAACACUGGGAGAAGGCUUCUCGAAGAUGACAAUUCAAAGGGUUCACAGGAAGGUGGCUCAGAAUCUAAAGAGAAUGACCAUGAAAAUGAUCAUGUAGCAACUGUUGAAAAUGAUGAAGGGCUAGAAGCUGAUGCUGAUUCAUCUUUUGAGUUAUUCCGUGAUAGUGAUGAAUUAGCUGAUGAGUAUAGUUAUGACUAUGAUGAUUAUGUUGAUGAAUCCAUGUGGGGAGAUGAAGAAUGGACAGAAGAGAAACAUGAGAAAUUGGAGGAUUAUGUGAAUAUUGACUCACAUAUCUUGUGCACUCCUGUGAUAGCUGACAUUGACAAUGAUGGAGUUGCUGAAAUGAUCGUUGCAGUUUCAUAUUUCUUUGAUAGCGAGUAUUAUGACAAUCCAGAGCAUUUGAAAGACCUUGGUGAUAUUGAUGUUGGGAAAUACGUUGCCAGUUCUAUUGUUGUUUUCAACCUCAAUACAAAGCAAGUUAAGUGGACACGAGAACUGGAUUUAAGUACGAAUAAUGCAAACUUCCGUGCGUAUAUAUACUCUUCGCCUUCAGUGGUUGAUUUGGAUGGUGAUGGGAAUUUGGACAUUCUUGUUGGGACUUCAUUUGGCUUGUUUUAUGUCCUGGAUCAUCAUGGAAAUAUUAGGGAAAAAUUCCCUCUUGAAAUGGCUGAAAUUCAAGGUGCUGUAGUUGCAGCUGACAUUAAUGAUGAUGGAAAAAUUGAACUGGUGACCACUGAUGUACAUGGAAAUGUUGCUGCAUGGACAUCACAAGGAAAAGAAAUUUGGGAAAGGCACCUUAAGAGUCUUAUUUCCCAGGGUCCAACUAUAGGCGAUGUUGAUGGGGAUGGUCGUACUGAUGUUGUAGUUCCUACAUUAUCAGGGAACAUAUAUGUUCUUAGUGGCAGGGAUGGUUCUAGUGUUCGGCCUUACCCAUACAGAACUCAUGGGAGAGUCAUGAAUCAAGUUCUUCUUGUUGACUUUAGUAAACGUGGAGAGAAGAAAAGCAAGGGACUCACUCUUGUUACAACAUCAUUUGAUGGUUAUCUGUACCUUAUAGACGGACCGACUUCUUGUGCUGAUGUUGUUGAUAUUGGCGAAACUUCAUAUAGCAUGGUCUUGGCAGACAAUGUUGAUGGUGGUGAUGAUCUUGAUCUCAUAGUUUCAACCAUGAAUGGAAAUGUCUUUUGCUUUUCAACUCCUGUUCCACAUCAUCCCCUGAAGGCUUGGAGAUCUUCUAAUCAAGGAAGAAACAAUGUAGCAAACCGAUACAACCGCGAAGGGGUGUAUGUUACACAUUCAUCAAGAAGUUUCCGUGAUGAGGAGGGGAAGAGCUUCUGGGUGGAAUUUGAGAUUGUAGACAAGUAUAGAUACCCUUCUGGGUCCCAAGCGCCUUAUAAUAUCACUACAACCCUGUUAGUUCCUGGCAAUUAUCAAGGGGAGAGACGGAUAACGCAAAGUCAAAUCUUUGAUCGUCCGGGAAAGUAUCGGACAAAACUUCCAACAGUUGGAGUGAGGACUACUGGAACUGUUUCGGUGGAGAUGGUUGAUAAGAACGGGCUGUAUUUCUCGGAUGACUUCUCCCUUACAUUCCACAUGCAUUACUAUAAACUUCUCAAGUGGCUCCUUGUCCUUCCAAUGCUUGGGAUGUUUGGUGUGCUUGUCAUCCUUCGUCCACAAGAAGCCAUGCCCUUACCAUCAUUUUCAAGGAACACUGACUUGUGA